Molecule: messenger RNA, 444 nt
Organism: Kwoniella shivajii
Lineage: Eukaryota; Fungi; Basidiomycota; Tremellomycetes; Tremellales; Cryptococcaceae
Exons: 1
Coding region: 1-444 (147 amino acids)
Source: RefSeq, a predicted model, not a curated record
AUGUCUUUCCCGAUUACCGACGUACCGUCAGGAGCUUCAUGCUUUACCUCAGCACCUAGUAUUGGUCAAGCUUCAACGACCACAUUACUCCUCUCCAAACUAGACCGUUUGAUAGCUACGAAUGCUUCUGAGUCCACUCACAGUGAGAACAAUGUAUCCGCAUGGAGUAUCGCUAACUCUGUCUUGGCGUGUGUCCAUGCUCAAAACACACAAAGACACGCAGCACGUGGAAGUUACGUUUCCGACUCAUCCUCAACUCAGGACACGCAGCAAGUAGUCUCAAAAGUCAGAGAAAUCGUUUCAACCCUUCCACAGGAAUUUCGAGAUGCGGUGACUAGGGAGGUCAGAAAGCUUAAUCUAAUAGAUGCUGUUUCUGACUCACCCACUUAUCCCGAGACGCGGGUUAACGUCUUCCUGCACGAAGAUGAUUACUCCAACGUUUGA